Aspergillus lentulus is the source of this 726-nucleotide messenger RNA. RefSeq names its product cytochrome b561 domain-containing protein. Gene Ontology annotation, molecular function: transmembrane monodehydroascorbate reductase activity. Lineage: Eukaryota; Fungi; Ascomycota; Eurotiomycetes; Eurotiales; Aspergillaceae. The record is from RefSeq and is a predicted model, not a curated record.
AUGGCCUCUGCCACAGGAGUCCCUCAGGAACACCCUCAGACCAUUGAGGCCAGAGAAGAUGAGCCAUUAUUGGGUGGACCAGGUGCAGUAACGCAAACAGAUAGCGACCCUAUUUACCGCAAUUUAAUCAAAGGAACUGCCGCUGUCGCUCAGUGCGGCAUAUUGCUUCUUGCGGCCCUCGUCUGGGCUGGCAUCUUCUCCCAUCCUUUGAUCUUCUUUUCUGCUCAUCCGCUGCUCAACUCCUCCGCUAUACUUCUCCAAGUACAAGCCGCUCUCAUCCUACAGCCAACGGCAACGCCGCAGCAGAAGCUCCUGGGCACUCGAAUCCACUAUUCGCUGCAGGCAAUCAGCCUGGCUGCUUUCGUCACCGCAUUCACCAUCAUCGAGAUUAAUAAGGGCGAUCAUCCGCGGCUGACAUCGCCGCAUGCUGUCUUUGGACUUAUCACCUACAUCUGCAUCGUCCUUCAAGCACUGCUGGGAGUUGUUCAGUAUUUCUUCCCUGUCGCGAUCCUUGGAAGUGCCGAAGCGGGCAAGAAACUAUACAAGUACCACCGCCAUUUUGGCUACUCGGUGCUUGUCUUGGAACUAGCAACGGUGGCAGCGGCAACCAAGACGACAUAUAAUGUGGCUGUCCUGCACAUUCCGCUUUGGGGUGUUCUUGUCGCAGCGGUAUUGAUUAUCGCUGGAGUCGGUGCCAGAAUCAAGAAGCACAAACUGGGCUUCUAG